Molecule: messenger RNA, 2088 nt
Organism: Fonsecaea multimorphosa CBS 102226
Lineage: Eukaryota; Fungi; Ascomycota; Eurotiomycetes; Chaetothyriales; Herpotrichiellaceae
Exons: 1
Coding region: 1-2088 (695 amino acids)
Biological process (GO): lipid metabolic process
Source: RefSeq, a predicted model, not a curated record
AUGUCGCAGACCCAGCUACGCACUCGCGCUCAUGCAGCCGUCGAGUACGAUCUACAGGCUCAAAAGCUCUCCCUUGAACCCUCACAGACAAACGACGAUGGUGACAGGGCUGGUCAUGCCGUUGAAGCCAAGUUCAUCACUCCACUGGAUCCAGUCAUUGAGACCGUAGAUGGUAACAGACUGCCAGCCGUUCCCGUCCAGGAAGCACAUAAGAUCAACUUGUUGAAGAAUCGAUCUGAGGGGCGACAAUAUCGGCCAGGACGACCGCGAGGAUUGAGUCGGUUCGACAGGCAGAGGGCUGGGCCUGGGGCAGUUGACCGGAACGAGUUGAUGAAAGAUGACCACGAGAGCGAAUCCAGCCGAUUAGAUCAAGCAAUCCCAGUCUUGCAUACCCACCCGCUAUUUCCUCCUUUGCCUCUCUACGGACCUCCGUCAUUUCUACGACACCUUCAGUGUGCAGUACUUCGAACGACAUCAGCUAUACUCUCGACGGGCUUUCUUGCCGUCAUCGUACUGGGGGCGUUAUUCACAUCGAUACCUCACUUUGUGAAAUACGUCUGGUUGUGGCUCACCUUCCGAGAUCCUGAUAAGCAGAGACCUUUCUACGAGGAAGAGAGAAGACGUUCGGCUAUACGCCAGGAGCAAGAGAAGGAAUGGGAGAGGCGCACGACGAAACAGAAAGCAGCUGCCCAAAAUGGUAUAAUAGACCCGGCUGCUUCGUCAGAAGAGCCACCGGUGCCGCUUGAGGGAGGACCUGACAAGCUAGUCUGCGACAUCAGGUACUACGCACGUCGAGUGGGUCUAGACGCCGAAGAGUUCAAAGUGCAGACAGAAGAUGGCUUCAUUCUGGCUUUAUGGCAUAUCUACAACCCUGCAGAAUACACGCCCUGCUCAAGCACAGAGCGACAACCCGACGAGCCUGCCGUUUUCAUAGGCUCUCAAGAGGGCCUCCAAUCGCACGUUCAGAAGCAGUACUCCGACGGCAACAGAAGAUACCCAGUGUUACUGGUGCAUGGGCUCCUGCAGAGCGCUGGUGCUUAUUGUGCAAAUGAUGACGACAGUUUGGCCUUUCUUCUCUGUAAGUCUGGGUACGAUGUCUGGUUGGGAAACAACCGGUGCGGUUUCAGCCCUGAGCAUAGUCUGCUAAAGUAUCACGAUCCACGGAUGUGGGCUUGGAAUAUCCGGCAGAUGGGAGUGAUGGACCUUCCUGCGUUCAUGUCUCGAGUUCUAGAAGAGACAGGUUUCGAGAAGCUCGGGUUGGUGUGUCACAGUCAAGGUACCACAGAGACAUUCGUGGCGUUGGCGAAAGAGCAGCGACCAGAUUUGGGUGACAAGAUCAGUGUCUUCUGCGCUCUUGCCCCCGCAGUAUAUGCGGGCCCCUUGAUCGGCAAGAUGUACUUCAAGUUCAUGCGGGUUAUCUCACCGUCGAUGUUCAGGGUUUUCUUCGGCAUUCACAGCUUCAUCCCACUCAUGAUGACCAUGCACAGCAUGCUACCUGGCAAGCUGUAUGGCACCCUGGGCUACCGGGUCUUCUCGUUCUUGUUUGAUUGGACCGACACGCGAUGGGAUCGAGGUCUCCGGGAUCGACUCUUUCAAUUCUCACCCGUUUACGUAAGUGCGGAGAGUAUGAGGUGGUGGCUGGGUCGAGAAUGCUUUGCGAAACAAAAGUGCAUUCUAGCCACACGGGAAGAUGGGCAAACGGAAGAGGAUGAUGAUGGAGAGGAAAGUCCCGAACGUGCCACGUCCGACGAUGACGAUCGAGGGAGGACCGCAUGGUAUGACGAACACGUCCCUCCCCUGGCCUUGUGGGUGGCUGGAAGCGACGAACUUGUCGACGGUAGGAGACUUUUGAGACGGUUUGAACGUGGACGCGAACCUUUCGUGAAAGUGGUCCACAGCAAAGUCAUUGACGAAUAUGAGCAUCUCGAUGUGCUUUGGGCAAUGGAUGCCGUGGAGCAGGUGGGCAACGAAGUUCGGCAGGUGCUUUGGAAGACAAUGCCAGAGGAAGCAAGAAGGAUAUGCAGAAAGAUAUCCGGAGUCGUGGAUGAUGAUCGAGGGGAUAGCCAGACUAGUGACCGACCAGAGUAA